CUCCCACAUUCACACUCACACCUCACACUCAUCAAUGUAUGCGUACUAAUAACAUACUUCCCAUUGCCAUUGCGCCUUUCUUUUUUGUUUGUUGAUCCUCCUUUCUCAUAAAGCGCAUGGAGUCUGACGGAAGUGCCUCAGUGCUUUUAAACAAAAACUCACCAGCUGAUGCUGACUACCAAUGUUUCCGUUCAAAUAAUUCUCUUAUUCGAGUAAAAGUUACUCAUAGCCAUGCAUUGAACUCAAAAUAUGUCUAUUGGAGCGACCUAAAAACUUGCUUUCCUGGCAUCACUCGUGUACAGCUUGGUGAUAUCGCUCUGACAUUCAUGAGAGGCAUUGAUGAAACUCGUCUAAAGCCUUUUAGAAUCGAGUAUAUUCCAGGUGCAGUUCUUGAUGUGAUUUACAACACACACCCAUCCAUCGCAGGACAUGUACAGAGAUACCGGAACAAUGGCAAUACUACUGUUCCCAGCCAUAAGAAGCAGUGUAAUCAAAAUUUGUCAAAAAAGAUACGUUGCGACUCGAUGAGCACAGGAGAGCAAGGGCAACCGUCAAUGUCCUCCGAAAACAUUAUUGACAUGGCCACCUGCAUUCAACGGGACGAGGCAAAAACGGCAUUGGCUUCACUCGUAGCACGGAUUACAAAGGAGACUUUGGCAGAACAAGCAAUUGCAUCGCCCUCUCAGCAUCAAUCAGGACAGCCAUUGCGGCAACAACAACAUCAACACAGGCAAUCUCAGCAGUUUCAUCAACGCCAGCAUUGCCAGCCAGCUAUUGACAAAUCUACCCUAAUUAUCGAGUCAAAAGCAUCUGCGUCCUCUUCUCUAGCGUCUAGUAAUGAAUCGGAAUAUGACGUAGUCGAUGAUCGGUCGCUGGAUCAGGGCUCGGCUGGGGAGAGCAACCCAUUAGAGGUUAAAAUGGAGGAUGCUAGCUCCUCAGCUAACAAGGAAGCUAUGAGUCGAGCUGUUAAUGGCGCAGAUACCCCAUUGAGCCAUGUCAGAGAAUCUUUGAGCUCUAUCCACUUAACACAAGAUAUGGAAAGUCGGAGUAUAACCAAUGAUGCCAAUACUGCUGCUGAUGAAGACGAAGGACAUGAUCCGCUUGAGAAAGUAGAACUUGGAGCUAUUCUAAGCUUGAAUCCCCCACCAGAGGCUGAUGAUCAGGCUAAAGCUGAAUUCGAGGCACUUAAACAGGAGGUGGUUGCGUGUUUCCAUUUGUUUUAUGCAUACUUUAAAUCGACAACAGGAUGUCAACUUUUACAAGCAGAGCGAAGAGGCAGAGCACUAGUCCCAUAUCUGGAAGAGGUCCAUACUAGGAUUCCAAAGAACCAUGCUCUGCGUCAUCAGCUCGACCUACUCAUGCGUGAGACAAUCAAGACAAAGAUUCUCCUUUGCGAACUACGCCAUGUAAUGCAGACAGAUAUUGAAAGAAUCACAAACACCCAUUAUGGAGUGUUUGAACAUUUAGAACAAAAAAUGUUUGUAAUCUUGCCUGAAAGUGACACACUGGAGGAUGGAUUCAGACUACACUUUUUAUGCGAGUCCUGCCAACUUACACAGAAAGUAACCAAAAACAGGAAGAACGACCAUAGUGGUGAUGUCGAGAAGAAAGCAUCAACCUUACCUCACCACCUUCAUUUCUCUAAGCAUGAGGGCUAUAAAUUGCGAUAUGCAGAGGAAUUUGUGGCACGUUACGGCCAUCAUAUGUGGGUUCUUCUUCAAAUGCUUUUACGUGGGUACAAGGAUCAAGGAGUAUCUGUCCCUCCUAUACCUGCGACCAAUGUGCUGGCUAAAAAGAUACAGAUGGCUAUUCGGUUUAUUGAAUGCGAACCCGAUCCGGGCGAUCGUGAGGGAAGCUGGGAUUUUUCACGUGUUGGCGAGUUUUAUGUCCCAGUCAGCGUCUCCAAGGAAGGAUCCGUUGGAUCACUAUUCCGUAUCAUUACUGAAGAGGGCUAUGCGAAGUGGGUCUGUUUUGAACAUUACCGGGAGCAGUUUCCUAUGAACGAUUACAAGGUUCUGCAAGGCGCACUGAAAACUUUUUUCUAUAAUGAGGCUUUAGGGGCAGUGCUGGUUAGCCUAGGUUCUCGUAAGGAAGCGAGUGAUUUCUAUGAAGCUAUAAUUAAGGCAUCUAAUCUUCAGGAGUUAGGGAUGCAACUGAAGUGGGAUUUAAAUGAGCAGGACAUAAAGUUGCUGGAACAAAUAUUGCCACGAACAACAGCCGUCUCGAUCAAGAUCCUCGUUCCAUUCGAGCAUCAUAUCGUAAGCAAAGCAGUAGCUGUCACAUUUAAGGAUCAGACACGAGGUAUCGAUAUCCAUAACCCAGAUUAUGCCCUUGGUCACUAUAAGACUAAUCUAAUCAGGCAGGCGAUUGACAACCGUCGGAUACAAGCGUUCUAUCUGGACAUUCUCGAUCAUUCGGCUCACUCAGGCUAUGAAGAAUCACUGAACUUGACUCUUCGCAAUAAUACGACUUUUGAAAAAUGGAGUCCCGAUCAAGCGAAUCCUGCGCUCUGUGAUAUGGUUAGAACAGGAGGUCCUCUUCCAAAGACUAAACUAAGCUUCAACAGCCCAACUUUAGAGCGUGGUUUCUUUUUCAUGAAUAAUGCAAUCAAGGGGGAUGUAGGGUUAGUGAUACUCAAGGCAAUGGUUAACUAUUAUGAACAAGUGUCAAUUCGCUCAGGAAAGGAUGAGGCACGCAAAUCGAUGAGGAUUCAGCAUUGGUCAAGUAGCACGCUGAAAUUUGCCAACAAGCUGGAGAGACUCUGGCUGGAAGUGCGCACGCCUCAGGAGACACGUGUACUACAGCAGUUGAUCGAACUUAAUCCAUACCUCAAGAAGCUGCGUAUCACCACUGAGGCCAAUACAUUCUACAAGAUCUACGAAGCUGUCCAGAAAACUGUUGUGGUGCGAAAGCACAAAGUCCCGCUGAAAUUAGUGCUGAGAGAUGGAUGGAACACGAGUCUGACCUGGUCCGAGCUGGUGGUCGCGCCUGAAAGGAAGCAGGAUCAAUUCAUCGCAUUGGAGUACACAGCGGGUGUUGCGAACAUCAGUACGAUACUUAUGUUUUUUGGCUAUAUUGUCACGCAUUUGAGGUGCCUUGAGCUUACAAACUUGGAUGUAAAGACACUGGAAGCCUGCACGCGAUCGAGAGGAUCAAAUAUCACAAAUCUUGAGGUCAACAUUAUGGGACUCAAUAACAGGGGCAUCUCGGAUCUUAUCAAGAUCGUUGAACGAUCUCAUGAGCCUAUGAGCCAGCCAUCUUCACGGUUCUCUGUUCAUCUUCGCGUGCUGGAAGACGUCCAACCCGAUUGGACACAGGCCACGGAGCUUAUCGUUGCCCUUGGGUCUAAGGUGGAUGAGCUUGUACUUUUUAGCUCAGACGUUGGAAGCCCAGGGUUUGAGUACUUUCUCAAGGCUGUAUCACCUGCGACAUUACCAUUUUUAGAGGCAUUGACCAUCAAUGGAUCAGGCGCUCCUCAGUGGCACACAGGCACUGCAGCCAACACUGAUGAUCCAGAGAGUUUGGGAAGUAUGUUAGGUGAGUUCCCUAUGAGUGCCUUUACCGCUUUCCCUAAUGUUGUGUCUACGGUCAACUCCACGUUUCAAGGAAACAAAGGAGCUCCUUUGAAUCACCGUCCUCGCUCUUCAUCUCCCAGCCCUCAUCCUAUCAGUGCUAAACUUGACCUCAAUCAAACGACAUCACCCCAACUCUCAAGCAAAUUUCUACCGUGGCUCGAAUCGUUUGCUUCCAAGCUACCGCUUCAAAAGCUCGGUCUCAAUUUUGUCCUGUUGGAGACGGAGGAAUGGCGAUCAAUUCUUAGUAAGCUUGAUUUUUCAGAACUCGAGGUCUUAGACCUUAUGGGUUCUAAAAUGACGAUGGCUAUGUUCUAUGAGCUGCCGCUACACUUUCCGACAUAUGAUCGGUAUUUGAAACACACAUCACCCCCAGUUGCCCCGUAUGAUUUGGUUCACGGUCGUCGUCAGUAUACGCGCUCAAGCAACUUUUCCAUGGCACAAUUUAUUGGAGAGCAAUCUCAUUCCAACCUAAACGAUAUCAUUGAUUCAAAUUCAGAGGCAAUGGCGGUACCUGCAAACGUGAAGGGUACGCCCUGGAUUGCCACUAUCUCGAAGCAGCGACAAAGGAGGAUGGCUGCUUUGCAAAGCGACGGUCAGAAACAAUCCAUCACUCAACAACACCAGGGUCAUCUACCUCAUGAGCGACAGCAACCGCAGCAGGUAUUGGAGAAAAGACGGACAUGUACUAUGCGACGAGUGCGGCUUCCAUCAACAUCCGACUUUAAGCUGGAACGAUACCAGAAAGUGAUGAUCCAAAACGAGAUUAGGGCCUUACUGAUAGGAUGUGAUGUUGAUUAGACUAGAUUAAGGCUGCAUGGACAAUUUACAAUAAUGUACAAUA
This is a messenger RNA of Lobosporangium transversale, 4416 nucleotides long. RefSeq lists its product as hypothetical. The annotation marks the transcript as partial. The record is from RefSeq and is a predicted model, not a curated record. NCBI's taxonomy places the organism in Eukaryota, Fungi, Mortierellomycota, Mortierellomycetes, Mortierellales, Mortierellaceae. The transcript has 2 exons.